AUGUCGAAGCAAUCCCAUGACGUCCUUGAUACAGCCGUCGCGUUCCUCCAGAAGCGGGACGGCACCGACAAAGUGCUCAAAAUCUGCCGGUACUCCGUCAAGCUCCUCCUCGCCGUCACGUUAAACCAUCCCUCGCAAACAGCCGGCUCCGGCUCCGGUCCUCAGUCUGAAACCGUUCGACGGCUCAAGAGCUUCGAGUCGAGCGUGGGGGCGAGCCGGAAAGCCCUGCGCGUGGGGAAGUUUCUGCAAGACGUGGACGCGCUGAGGAAGGCUCCGCCAUUCAGCAGCGUGGAGGGGUUUCUGGAGCUCGUCGCGAGCGGCGGCGAGGGGGUGUACUACUUCGUGGAGCAGCUCGUGUGGCUGCCUCUUCCCCACCUCUUUCCACCUCCUCAAACCUCGUUCUAUUUCUUUCUCCACCAUCCGCCCAUGUUCUCCCUACCUUUCACUUCCCUCUUCCCCAGCCUCCUCCAACCUCUUCCCAACCUCUUCCCAACCUCUUCCCAGCCUCCUCCAACCUCUUCCCAACCUCUUCCCAGCCUCCUCCCAACCCAACCUCUUCCGGCAUGGGUUCAUGAGGGGAGUGAGGUGAACCCAGCUACCCUUGCGUGCACUCCAUUAAGAAACCUGCUAAACCUUUCCUUCCCCUCUCCUGACUACCCCUCCUCGAGCCACAACGCCCUUCCCUCAUCCCAUUCACGCCACCAGCGGCUCACGAGGUGCCAAUCCUUCCCUUCCUCGGGCCAUGCCGCCCCACCCUCACCUCACUCCCUUCACUUCGGCUUGUCGUGGGUUCACGAGCCAGGACCUGUGGUUGGUGCCUGGGAGGAGGAGGAGGAGGAGGAGGAGGAGGAGGAGGAGGAGGAGGAGGAGGAGGAGGAGGAGGAGGAGGAGGAGGAGGAGGAGGAGGAGGAGGAGGAGGAGGAGGAGGAGGAGGAGGAGGAGGAGGAGGAGGAACCCUUGGACCACCUGGGAUAG
Messenger RNA from Closterium sp. NIES-65, 975 nucleotides. The record is from the annotation of a GenBank genome assembly. NCBI's taxonomy places the organism in Eukaryota, Viridiplantae, Streptophyta, Zygnematophyceae, Desmidiales, Closteriaceae.